AUGCCUGGAGAAUGUCUGAAGUAUGUAAAGAGAUUAAAGAGUCAAAAUGGUCCAGAAAAUUUAAAGAGUUUAUACGACCUAAAGAGUCUAAAGAGCCUAGAAAGUCCAAAGUCCAAAAAAUCGAAAGAAUCUAAAGAGCCUAAAGAGUUUAAAGAGUCUAGAGAGUCUAAAGAGUUUAAAGAGUCUAAAAAGUCUAAAGAGUCUAAAGAGUCUAAAGAGUCUAAAGACUCUAAAGACUCCAAAGGGUUUAAAGAGUCUAAAGAACCAAAAGAGCCUAAACAGCCUCAGGAGCUUAAAAGGCCUAAACAGAGGCUAAAGAAUUCAAAGAGUCUAAAGAGUUUAAAGAGUUUAAAGCGCCUAAACACCCUAAAGAAGCUAAAGAAUCCAAAGGGUCUUAAGAGUUUAAAUGGUCUAAAGAGCCUAAAGAGUCCAAAAAGACUAAAGACUUUAAAGAUUGUAAAGAGUCUCGAGAGUCUAUAUUACCUAAAGACCCUACAGAAUCUGAAGAGUGACUCUAAAGGAUCCAAAGGAUCUAAAGAGUCUAAAGAGUCUAAAGAAUCUAAAAAGGCUAAAGAAUUCAAAGAGUCUAAAGAGUUUAAAGAGUUUAAAGCGCCUAAACAGCCUAAAGAAGCUAAAAAAUCCAAAGAGUUUAAAUGGUCUAAAGAGCCUAAACAGUCUAAAGGGACUAAAGACUUUGAAGAUUGUAAAGAGUCUCGAGAGCCUAUAUUACCUAAAGAAACUACAGAAUUUAAACGGUGA
Zophobas morio is the source of this 759-nucleotide messenger RNA. RefSeq names its product transcription initiation factor TFIID subunit 11-like. The record is from RefSeq and is a predicted model, not a curated record. The transcript has 4 exons. The coding region runs from base 1 to 759 and encodes 252 amino acids. NCBI's taxonomy places the organism in Eukaryota, Metazoa, Arthropoda, Insecta, Coleoptera, Tenebrionidae.